CAGCACUGACGCCAGCCAAGCUUGCAGAAGAGGACUGUACAACGCCAAGGUUGAAGUAGCAGGCACCAUUGCAGUAGCUACAUCAACUCCAAAGGAGCUAUUCUCACAUCUGUGUUGACUGCUCCAAGCCAACAGAGAUUCCACUCCCGCCAGUAUCAUUACUUAUGUCAAUGGUGUGGAGAAGCUGUCAGGCGAUAAUAAGUUCGCAAAGUGGAGCCGUGAGAUCGAGCUGAUUUUGGUCAUGAUGGAUAAGAAUCAUUCCAUGAGAGACCGAGCUCCUGUAGCACCAGUUGCACAAGGGACUGAUGACACCACCCUUGCUGAGCGCACUGCUUCUUAUGAGAAGGAAAAGGAGCGUUGGGAGCGCUCUGACAGAGUUGCCCUCAUGGUUAUGGAUUUGACCAUCAGUCCCACUAUCAGGGGAGCUCUUGAGAAGGAGCCUAAGAGUGCUAAGAGCUUCAUGACGAGCAUUGAGGAGUACUUUAAGGGAUCUACAAAGUCCAAUGCAAGUACCCUCCUGCCCCAGCUCAUGUCCGCUAAGUACAAUGGACAAGGUAAUGUUAGGGAGCACAUUAUGGGGAUGGUGGACAUCCGGGAUAAGCUUAAGGACCUGGAUUGCCCCCUUAAUGAUGCUACACUGCUUCACCACGUCAUGAUCUCCCUCCCACCAGUUUUUGAGCCUUUCAAGGUAAACUACAAUGGGAGUGAUAAGCAGUGGGACAUAACGACAUUUGUGUCUAAGUGUGCUCAAGAGGAACAAAGGCUUCGCUCACAGCACCCUGAGCUUGUGAACCAUGUGAGUCAAGAUGGUUCUAAGAACAAGAAUAAGAGGGUUUUCCUCUCCAAGAAGGAUAAUAAGGGUAAAAAAACCCUAUGAUGGUCCUAAGCAAGAUGGCUCUAUGCCCAUCAUAUGUUUCCAUUGUCAUAAAGAGGGCCAUAUCACAAAGGACUGUGAUCGCUUCAAGGAGUGGUGCAUUAAGAAUGGUAAUGACGACUUAAUUUCUAUAGUCGAUGAGUCCUUUUAUGCAUAUUUUCCAUUAAGUACUUGGUGGAUUGACUCAGGUGCCGCUGUUCAUGUUACUAAUUCCCCACAAGGGUUGUCUGGUGCACGGACUAUAAGAAGGGGGACUCGAAAGCUCCGAGUCGCAAACGGGGUUGAAGCAGAAGUGGUGGCCGUUGGGACUCUUCAGUUAUCACUUCACAGUGGCUUCACUCUUCGUUUAUUAGAUGUCCUUUAUGUUCCAUCUAUUCAGAGAAACUUGAUUUCUGUUUCUAAAUUAGAUCGAGAUGGAUAUUCAUGCACUUUUGGGAACAAUAGAUGUGUAAUAAGUUGUGAUGGUGAUAUAGUUUGUUAUGCACCUUUACAUGA
Messenger RNA from Panicum virgatum (switchgrass), 1369 nucleotides. RefSeq lists its product as uncharacterized. The transcript has 2 exons. The record is from RefSeq and is a predicted model, not a curated record. NCBI's taxonomy places the organism in Eukaryota, Viridiplantae, Streptophyta, Magnoliopsida, Poales, Poaceae. Bases 242 to 877 code for a protein of 211 amino acids.